Molecule: messenger RNA, 2050 nt
Organism: Erythranthe guttata (spotted monkey flower)
Lineage: Eukaryota; Viridiplantae; Streptophyta; Magnoliopsida; Lamiales; Phrymaceae
Product: Pyridoxal-5'-phosphate-dependent enzyme family protein
Source: RefSeq, a predicted model, not a curated record
UACAGCCCAACCCAACAUUUUCGACCCGAAAUAUACCAUGCGAAUCGCGACCGUUUUUUGGGCGGGUUGAAGAGGAACAUCCGGCGAUGGCGCCGCCUGCGAGAACCACCGGCGCCACCGUAACUCUUCUCUCUAUACUUGCCGUCCUCUCUUACGUAAUGAUAAACAACAGUAGGUCUCGCUCAAAAUCUUCAAGCAGAAAGGCUGCCGUUAAAAAGCCCAGUACUGGACUCGUCGCCGCCAUUGGCAACACUCCUCUCAUCAGAAUCAAUAGCCUCUCCGACGCCACCGGAUGCGAAAUUCUGGGUAAAUCGGAAUUCUUAAAUCCUGGAGGUAGUGUGAAAGAUAGAGUAGCAGUCAAGAUCAUUGAAGAGGCCCUUGAAUGUGGAGCUCUUGCUCGUGGGGGAGUAGUUACAGAAGGAAGUGCUGGAAGCACUGCUAUCAGUCUUGCAACAGUUGCUCCAGCUUAUGGAUGCAGGUGCCAUGUAGUUAUCCCUGACGAUGCUGCUAUUGAGAAGUCUCAAAUUCUGGAAGCUCUUGGUGCCACUGUCGAAAGAGUUAGACCCGUUUCGAUCACACACAAAGAACACUUUGUGAAUAUUGCAAGGAGAAGGGCAUUAGAGGCGAAUGAAGUAGCAUUAAAGCACCAUGAAACUAGCAAUGAUGUAAAUCAUCAUUCAAAGUGCUCAGCCGACUCGAAGGGUGGUUUUUUUGCAGAUCAAUUUGAGAACCUAGCGAAUUAUAGAGCUCAUUAUGAGGGCACAGGACCUGAGAUUUGGGAACAAGUUGGUGGGAAAUUGGAUGCAUUUGUUGCAGCUGCUGGUACAGGUGGCACUGUAGCUGGAGUUUCACAGUUUCUAAAGGAGAAGAAGUCAUCGAUCAAGUGCUUUCUAAUCGACCCACCUGGUUCUGGUUUGUUUAAUAAGGUGACGAGAGGAGUUAUGUAUACAACAGAGGAGGCAGAGGGAAGGAGAUUGAAAAACCCUUUUGAUACAGUUACUGAAGGAAUUGGAAUCAAUAGAUUGACUGAAAACUUUAAAAUGGCUGCACUUGAUGGGGCUUUUCGAGGCUCGGAUUUGGAGGCUGUUGAAAUGUCUAGGUACUUGUUGAAGAAGGAUGGCCUGUUUGUUGGCAGUUCUUCGGCGAUGAACUGUGUUGGAGCUGUGAAAGUGGCACAACAAAUGGGCCCCGGUCACACUAUUGUUACAAUUUUAUGUGAUAGUGGGAUGAGACACCUUAGUAAGUUUUAUAACGAAAAGUAUUUGGCACGGUAUGGAUUGACACCUACAGCUUCGGGAUUGGAGUUUCUUGGUAUCGGUGCUGAUGUUAAGAGUGUGAAUGGUGGGCAUGCACCAAAUAGAUGAACUGAAGUCCGACUGAAUGUUGUUAUAAAUGAAUUUCGCAAUUGUCACAAGGUUGGUUCUUGUAUGGACCAAAGAUUCAACUCAUCACGAAUGUAUGUUCGAAAAGAUCACCAACUGGAUACAAUGACUGCUUUGGAGUUUGAAUCUCGGAUUUAAUCCAUACUGAUACAAAAAUAGACCUGGCUACGCAAAAGCAAUUUUCCAGCUCAAUUACGAGAUUGCCCUCAUAGGAAUCUUCACCGGAAAACCUCACCCUUUCGAUUCUUUUCUUGUUUGAGGAAAUGGUUAUUUAACUUAUUACUAUCAUUACACUCAUGAUAAAACUAUACAUCUUAUUAUUAUUAUAUACCUCUUUAUUUUCAAUUUUCGCAUCAUCCUUGACCCUUUCUUUUAAGGGACAAUUACAGCUGAAAACGACGGGCUUUCGAUAAAGAGUGGGAGACAGCCAUUAUCAGGAAUUGGAGCAAGUGACAAACAUUAUCAUGGAUAUGGCAAUAAAACAACAAUGGGCCAUCAUUGCUCAUGAUUAUUAUUCUCUAAUUAUCUGUACAUAUCUUUUCGAAUGGAAUGGAAUCAACAUAAAGGUAAAGUGAAACUUUGGUAUAAGUUUUUCUAUGUUAAUCAGGGGCACACAACUCUAUUAUAAUAAAGUCCCUUCCUUGUGAAUAAAUAGUGUUAUCUUCUCA